This is a messenger RNA of Saccharomyces paradoxus, 2982 nucleotides long. RefSeq names its product proteasome regulatory particle base subunit RPN1 (gene RPN1). Gene Ontology annotation, cellular component: proteasome regulatory particle, base subcomplex; nucleus; proteasome complex. NCBI's taxonomy places the organism in Eukaryota, Fungi, Ascomycota, Saccharomycetes, Saccharomycetales, Saccharomycetaceae. Gene Ontology annotation, biological process: proteasome-mediated ubiquitin-dependent protein catabolic process; regulation of protein catabolic process. The transcript has a single exon. Bases 1 to 2982 code for a protein of 993 amino acids. Gene Ontology annotation, molecular function: enzyme regulator activity. The record is from RefSeq and is a predicted model, not a curated record.
AUGGUGGACAAAAGUGAUAAGAAACAACAGAAUACUGACGAACAAUCGCAGAUAAAUGCUGAAAAGCAGACUCCUAAUAAGAAGGAUAAAAAAAAGGAGGAAGAGGAGCAACUAUCCGAAGAGGAUGCAAAGCUUAAAACAGAUCUAGAUCUUUUAGUCGAAAGGCUGAAAGAAGACGAUUCAUCUUUAUAUGAAGCGUCUUUGAACGCCUUAAAGGAAUCAAUUAAAAAUUCUACGAGUUCUAUGACCGCGGUUCCAAAACCUUUGAAAUUCCUUCGUCCGGCAUAUCCAGACCUAUGUUCUAUCUACGAUAAAUGGACAGAUUCGAACUUGAAGUCCUCUUUGGCGGAUGUCUUGUCCAUUCUGGCCAUGACAUACUCUGAAAAUGGUAAGCACGAUUCAUUGAGAUAUAGAUUGCUCUCCAACAUUUCUGAUUUCGAAGGGUGGGGUCAUGAGUACAUCCGUCAUUUAGCUUUAGAAAUCGGCGAAGUAUAUAAUGAUCAAGUGGAAAAAGACGCUGAGGAUGAAACAUCCUCUGAUGGAUCUAAAAGUGAUGGAUCUGUGGUUAAUACCGGUUUCGAAUUUCCCAAGGAAGAUACUCUACGUCUAUGUUUAGACAUUGUCCCAUACUUCUUGAAACACAAUGGUGAAGAAGACGCUGUAGACUUACUUUUGGAAAUUGAGUCGAUUGAUAAGCUACCUCAAUUCGUCGAUGAGAAUACUUUUCAAAGAGUUUGUCAAUAUAUGGUUGCGUGUGUUCCACUUUUGCCACCUCCUGAAGAUGUCGCCUUUUUAAAAACCGCAUAUUCUAUUUAUCUAUCCCAGAACGAACUUACAGACGCUGUUGCCUUGGCAGUUAGGCUAGGAGAAGAAGAUAUGAUCAGAUCUGUUUUUGAUGCUACCAGCGAUCCAGUAAUGCAUAAACAAUUAGCUUACAUUUUAGCAGCACAAAAGACAUCGUUUGAGUAUGAAGGUGUCCAAGAUAUAAUUGGAAACGGUAAAUUGUCUGAACACUUUUUAUAUCUUGCUAAAGAAUUGAACUUAACCGGUCCGAAAGUUCCAGAAGACAUUUACAAGAGCCAUUUGGAUAGUUCUAAAUCUGUAUUCUCAAGUGCCGGCCUAGAUUCUGCUCAACAAAAUUUGGCUUCAUCAUUUGUCAACGGGUUCUUAAAUUUGGGUUAUUGUAACGAUAAAUUAAUUGUGGAUAAUGAUAAUUGGGUAUAUAAAACAAAAGGUGACGGUAUGACUUCCGCAGUAGCUAGUAUCGGAUCUAUAUACCAAUGGAAUCUGGAUGGUUUGCAACAGCUGGAUAAGUAUUUAUACGUUGAUGAGCCAGAAGUUAAAGCCGGUGCGUUAUUAGGUAUCGGUAUUUCCGCUUCCGGUGUGCAUGAUGGCGAGGUUGAACCAGCUUUGUUACUUUUGCAGGAUUAUGUUACUAACCCAGACACUAAAAUUAGUUCAGCAGCUAUACUUGGCCUGGGUAUCGCAUUCGCUGGUAGCAAGAAUGACGAAGUUUUGGGUUUGUUACUACCAAUUGCCGCAUCCACUGAUUUACCUAUUGAAACUGCAGCUAUGGCUUCUCUAGCUUUAGCUCAUGUUUUUGUUGGUACCUGUAAUGGUGACAUCACAACUUCUAUCAUGGACAACUUUUUAGAGCGUACACCUAUUGAAUUGAAGACCGACUGGGUAAGGUUUUUGGCACUUGCAUUAGGUAUUCUUUACAUGGGCCAAGGUGAACAAGUAGAUGAUGUUUUAGAAACUAUUAGUGCCAUCGAACAUCCAAUGACAUCAGCAAUUGAAGUAUUAGUUGGAUCAUGUGCUUAUACAGGUACAGGUGAUGUUCUGUUAAUUCAAGAUUUGUUGCAUCGUCUAACUCCUAAAAACGUAAAAGGUGAAGAGGAUGCAGAUGAAGAAGAAGGUGCUGACGGACAGACCAAUAGCAUAAGUGAUUUCUUGGGUGAGCAAGUGAACGAAACUGCCAAGAACGAAGAAGCUGAGGUUGAAGUCGAUGAAAUGGAGGUUGAUGCUGAAGGAGACGAAGUUGAAGUCAAGGCAGAAGUAACGGAGAGGAAGGAUGGAGGGGAUUUAGAAGGAGAAGAGAUAAAAACUGAAGAAGAGAAGGGAAAAUCUUCCGAUAAGGAUGCUACUACAGAUGGAAAGAAUGAUGACGAGGAAGAAGAAAAAGAAGCAGGUAUAGUCGACGAACUCGCAUAUGCCGUUUUGGGUAUUGCUUUGAUAACCCUUGGUGAAGAUAUUGGCAAAGAAAUGUCUUUACGUCAUUUUGGUCAUCUAAUGCAUUAUGGUAAUGAACACAUCCGUCGUAUGGUGCCUUUAGCAAUGGGUAUUGUCUCUGUAUCUGAUCCUCAAAUGAAGGUUUUCGAUACUUUAACUCGUUUUUCGCAUGAUGCUGAUUUAGAGGUUUCAAUGAAUUCAAUUUUUGCCAUGGGUCUAUGUGGUGCCGGUACUAACAAUGCAAGGCUAGCUCAACUAUUAAGACAGUUGGCAAGUUAUUAUUCACGUGAACAAGAUGCUUUGUUUAUCACGAGACUAGCACAAGGAUUAUUGCAUUUAGGUAAGGGUACUAUGACAAUGGAUGUAUUCAAUGAUGCACACGUUUUAAAUAAGGUCACAUUAGCAUCAAUAUUAACCACCGCAGUUGGUUUGGUAUCGCCAAGUUUUAUGUUGAAGCAUCACCAGUUGUUCUACAUGUUGAAUGCCGGUAUAAGGCCAAAGUUUAUUCUAGCAUUAAACGAUGAAGGAGAACCAAUAAAGGUUAAUGUGCGCGUUGGUCAAGCAGUGGAAACUGUUGGUCAAGCAGGUAGGCCAAAAAAGAUUACUGGUUGGAUCACACAAUCUACUCCUGUCUUACUAAAUCAUGGCGAAAGAGCAGAACUAGAAACUGAUGAAUAUAUUAGUUAUACGAGCCAUAUUGAGGGCGUAGUAAUUUUAAAGAAGAACCCUGACUAUCAUGAAGAGGAGUAA